CCCGGACAUGCCGGACGAGUGAAUUUUAAGGAAGGUUCGAUGUUUUAGGAAAGUUUGAAAAAGCAUCGAACGGGAUUCUGAGAUUUUGAAUUCCCUUGAUGAACAAAAUCUAUACAAUUUAAAAAUCACGCAACAAAUCAACCAAAAGAGAAAUUCCAAAGAAUCCAAAUCCACUCAACCCAUCCAAACAAAAUAAAUUCACAAAAACGACUCACAUUUUGGAAUUCACUUCAUCAAUCUCUGCGAUGGGUGUUCCUCAGGCCAUGCAAACCCUAAGCGAGAGAGCAGCAUUCACGAGGGAGUCUCUGCAAAAGAGCCAGACCAUCACGGAUAGUAUGGUCGCCAUUCUCGGCUCCUUCGACCACCGCCUCUCCGCUCUCGAAACCGCCAUGCGUCCCACUCAGAUAAGGACGCAUUCGAUUAGGAAGGCCCAUGAGAAUAUAGAUAAGACACUGAAGGCGGCUGAAUUGAUACUGGCCCAAUUUGAUCUCACCCGCAAGGCGGAGGCUAAAAUACUGAGAGGGCCACACGAGGAUCUAGAAAGUUACCUAGAAGCAAUGGAUCAACUGAGAAGCAUUGUUCAUUUUUUCAACUGUAACAAAAGUUAUAAGAGCAAUGCUGGAGUGCUUAAUCAUGUCAAUAACUUACUUGCAAAAGCUAACUUAAAGAUAGAAGAGGAGUUUAGACAGCUCUUGACAUCUUACAGCAAACCAGUGGAACCUGAUCGCCUUUUUGAUUGCCUCCCCCACUCUCUACGACCAUCAUCAGGGUCUCCUGGGCAUCAGGGUGAAGCUACUGGCAAGAAUCCUUCUUCUACCAAUCACUCUGAGCACAACAAAAGCUUAGAAACUGCUGUUUACACUGCUCCAACUCUUAUUCCACCCAGGAUUCUGCCAUUGCUGCACGAUUUAGCCCAACAAAUGAGUCAAGCUGGUCACCAACAACAACUCUACAAAAUUUAUAGAGAAACCCGUGCUUCAGCUUUGGAACAGAGUCUCAGGAAAUUAGGUGUGGAAAAACUUACUAAAGAUGAUGUCCAGAAGAUGCAGUGGGAAGUUUUGGAGGCUAAGAUUGGAAAUUGGAUUCAUUUCAUGCGGAUUGCUGUCAAAUUGCUAUUUUCUGGGGAAAAGAAAGUCUGUGGUCAAAUAUUUGAUGGUGUUGAUUCUCUCAGGGAUCAAUGUUUUGCAGAAGUUACUGCAAACAGUGUAGCUGUGCUCCUUAGUUUUGGAGAUGCUAUUGCCAAAAGCAAGAGGUCCCCUGAAAAAUUAUUUGUUCUCUUAGACAUGUAUGAGAUAAUGCGAGAACUGCAUUCAGAGAUUGAAACAAUAUUUGAAGGUCAGGCCUGUGUCGAAAUGCGGGAAUCUUCAUUGAGUUUGACAAAGCGGCUAGCUCAGACGGCCCAAGAGACCUUUGGUGAUUUUGAAGAAGCCGUAGAAAAAGAUGCCACAAAAACUGCUGUUCUUGAUGGAACUGUGCAUCCUUUGACAAGCUAUGUAAUUAAUUACGUGAAGUUUUUAUUUGACUAUCAAUCGACAUUAAAGCAACUCUUCCAAGAGUUUGGUGAAGGGGAUGCUGAUGCUCAAUUAGCAUCUGUGACAACACAGAUUAUGCUGGCUCUUCAGAAUAACUUGGAUGGGAAAUCCAAGCAAUAUAAAGAUCCUGCAUUGACUCAAUUAUUUCUUAUGAAUAACAUUCACUACAUUGUCAGAUCAGUGCGAAGGUCAGAAGCAAAGGAUUUGUUGGGGGAUGAUUGGGUGCAAAUACACCGAAGGAUUGUACAGCAGCAUGCAAACCAGUAUAAGAGGGUAUCUUGGGCAAAGAUUCUGCAGUGUCUGUCCAUUCAAGGUGCUGCUUCAUCAGGUGGUGGUGGUGCGAUUGCAGAAGCUGGUAGCGGCAGUGGAGUUUCAAGAGCGAUGGUGAAAGACAGGUACAAGACCUUCAACAUCCAGUUUGAGGAGCUUCAUCAAAGGCAAUCUCAAUGGACAGUUCCAGACAGUGAGUUGCGAGAGUCAUUGAGGCUGGCAGUUGCUGAAGUUCUCCUACCUGCCUACAGAUCUUUCAUUAAACGUUUUGGGCCUAUGAUUGAAAAUGGGAAAAACCCGCAUAAGUACAUCAGAUACACUCCUGAGGAUCUUGAGCACAUGCUGAGUGAAUUCUUUGAGGGGAAGACCCUGAAUGAACUAAAGCGGCACACAUAAUUAGGUUGAUUAAAGGUUUGUUGCUACUAUAUUUGCUUUGAGCCCACAUUCAAAAUACCAAAGCCUUGCAAAUUGAAGGUGAUAGACCCAGAUUAACAAUAAGAAAAUCUGUGCUUUAUGAUGCUGGUACUCUUGUUGGUAUGUAUUUCCAAGAGUCAAACCUGUGACUUCCAAAUCUUAUGAGAAGUACAUGUUAAAUUAUCAAAGUUCAGCUAUUUUUUCUUCUUUUAUAUAUCUUGGGGACAAAAGGAAGUGUUUGUGCAACGUAGUGUGCCUUCCUGGAAAAUUUGCUCGUUUUAAAAUAUCAUUGAUAGUAUGGUUAUAUCAAGAAACUAUCUUUUCAACUUAUAGCAAAUAAGAGACAUGAAUCUUUUUCUUUUAUUUGUUACACCUAUGAUCCAAUCUUACAUGGAACAUAAAUCACUAGCAUAUCAGACAAUGGAGCAUAGAUUGUUAUGAUAUGGGGAAUGGAAAUGAGUACACAAAACAGUAUAUAAACUGGAACGUGGUAAAUCAGGUUAGGCUUAAAUGGUCCAUCGAUUGGUUAUUAAAAAUUAGAUUGUUGUAAGAUAAAUGCAAUAAUACCUUUUUUUUCCCAUUUCUAUAGAAGGGGCUAUAUGUUGGUAGUUCUCUCUCCUUUUUGGCAACUUUUUAUUUUUUCCUUUAAAAUGGAUUGACCAUGUAAUGCCACAAAACUACUUAUUUCAUAUUUCUGUUAUUCUUUUGGUAUGUUAUAACUGUUGAUCCAGUUUGCUUUAAAGACUUGUAUCCUCUUGCAUUUUGUUAACUAUUUGUAAUCUUGUUUUGUAAAAUUCAAUGAUAUAUUAAGGUUUAGUUUUUGACCUCUUCAAGCUUGUUUUCUAAUUGUUCAUUUUUCUUAGCUCUUUUUUGAAACCUUAAGCCCGCUUCCUUGUUUUUCAGCUAGUUUCAUUUGGAAAUCUACAUCCCCACCUAAAGCAAAAGCCUUUUGUAUGGUCAGUGGCAAAUAAGCAACACCAACAAGAAGCUAUAGGGAUUUGUUAUAAGUUGUUUGCAUAGCUGGGAUAGACAGGGUUUCUCAGAAUUUUGACAAAUAGGAUGAUUAUCUCUUUUAAGGAGUUUGGGAGACUCCCUAGAGGUGGAAUUCUUCGGUAAUUGGUGAGCCUCACUUUGAUUUGGAUAAGGUCAAUAAUUUUGUCAAGAAUUCGGUUGAUUUAUUUUCUUCUCUAUGACUUUAUAUUUUUGAAGCUUUGAACAGGUACUCCCUUGAAUCGCAUUUUGCUAUAUUGAAACGAAGCAGUACCAAAAUUUUUAUAGGAGUGAAGUGAGUUGAGCAUGUACAUGUUUGUCCUGUAGAGGGAGUGUAUGUAUGGAGUAAACUUUUAUUCUGAGGAGAUUUUUUCCAUUGAUUUACACGUGUGUGUGUGUGUGUGUUUGCAUUUAAUGGUUUGUUUAGUUGUCUGUUUCACAACAACAGAGAUAGGUUUCAUCUUGAAGAAUGCUUGCUGCAUGUAUUACUGAAAAUUCCAAGUACCCUAUUUCUUGAAUAAAAUUGAAGGAGAUAUUUUUU
This is a messenger RNA of Vitis vinifera (wine grape), 3747 nucleotides long. RefSeq names its product exocyst complex component EXO70A1. The record is from RefSeq and is a predicted model, not a curated record. Gene Ontology annotation, molecular function: phosphatidylinositol-4,5-bisphosphate binding. Gene Ontology annotation, biological process: exocytosis. Gene Ontology annotation, cellular component: exocyst. NCBI's taxonomy places the organism in Eukaryota, Viridiplantae, Streptophyta, Magnoliopsida, Vitales, Vitaceae. The transcript is spliced from 15 exons. The coding region runs from base 246 to 2198 and encodes 650 amino acids.